AUGCUCUUCUUAAAAACCCUUAAUAGAAUUCACCUUUCUUUGCUAAAUUUUAUUUUUUCUUUACAUUUUAAUUUUCUUGGUAAUAUUGCUCGGCUAUAGCUUACAUAGAAGAAGGCAGUAUGCAAGGUGGCUCUAGUGUGCUGCCAGAUUCCGCCGUAGAACUUGCCACCACCGCGACUAGGGUUGUUUUCAAUGAAGGUAGUGGAGAUAUUGAAGUUGGCGGCCACGGUGGUGGCGGUGGUGGUUCAAAUUCAGGUGAAGAUAGAAUGGUCAUCGUCGAUGAAGCUGACCGGAUGAGCUGCGGCGCUAACCGGUGGCCGAGACAAGAAACUUUGGCCUUAUUGAAGAUAAGGUCCGAUAUGGAUGCAGUAUUUCGUGACUCCAGUCUUAAAGGUCCAUUAUGGGAAGAGGUUUCCAGGAAACUAGCCGAGCUUGGUUAUCAUCGAAAUGCCAAGAAAUGUAAAGAGAAAUUUGAGAAUGUGUAUAAGUACCACAAGCGAACCAAGGAUGGCCGAACGGGAAAAUCCGAAGGCAAAACGUAUCGAUUUUUCGAUCAGUUAGAAGCAUUCGAAAGCACAACUCAAUCACAAUCACCAGCCCCACCACCGCGGCCACAGCCACCGCCAGCGGUACCAUCAAAGCCACAGUCAGUGACAAUGCCACCUCAUCAAAUUGUUAGUACCACUACCACCACAUUGCCAUGGUCUAAUAAUCCUCCUAAUGUCACUACUCAUGCCAGUACUGUUCCAUCAGCAACAACAAAUAGCCAUCAUGUGAAUAUUGUCAUCACCCCAAAUUCGGAUCCUACCAUUAGUCCCAUGCCAUUGUCAUCAUCACAGCCGUUAAAUCCUUCUCAUAAUCAGAAUAUUAUAUUUCCAACUACUUUUCAGAACCUGACUUCGCAUCUUUUUUCGAGCUCCACGUCGUCUUCAACGGCGUCGGACGAAGAAUUGCAUGGGAGUCGGAAGAGAAAGCGGAGAUGGAAAGAUUUCUUCGAGAGACUAACGAAAGAUGUUAUCAAGAAACAAGAAGAUUUGCAAAAGAAAUUCUUGGAAACUGUAGAGAAACGCGAGAAUGAAAGAAUAGCUCGUGAAGAUGCUUGGCGGGUUCAAGAAAUUUCAAGAAUCAAUAAAGAACAUGAAAUCUUGAUCCAAGAACGAACAACUGCGGCGGCUAAAGACGCCGCCGUUAUUGCAUUCUUGCAGAAGAUUUCCGGGCAGCAAAAUGCAGUUUUAACGCUUGAUAUUCCACAACCACCACCACCGCCAGUUCCAGUUCCAGUUCAAGCCCCACCGCCAAUAAUCACUCCAUCACCACCUCAACCACAACCACAACCGCCGGUUCAGGUGGCGCAGCCGAGGAAUCCGCCCACACCAGCACCGUCACUACCGAUAACGAGGUUGGAUAUUCCGAAAAAGGAUAACGGAAUGGAUAAUAUUGAUAAUGCAUUAGCACCAAGCCCGUCAAGAUGGCCAAAAGUUGAAGUUGAAGCUCUAAUUAAGAUAAGAACGAAUCUUGACACAAAGUAUCAAGAAAAUGGACCAAAAGGGCCGUUAUGGGAGGAGAUCUCAGCAGCAAUGCGAAGAAUUGGAUACAAUCGGAGCUCGAAAAGAUGUAAAGAAAAAUGGGAGAAUAUAAACAAGUAUUUCAAGAAAGUUAAAGAAAGUAAUAAGCAGAGGUCUGGGGAUUCAAAAACAUGCCCAUAUUUCCACCAACUCGAUGCUAUAUACAAGGAGAAAGGUAAGAACUAUAACGAAAAUAGUAAUUCAGUCACUCCUGUUCAUGUUAGUUCAGCGACAACGAUGACAACGGAGCCUUUAAUGGUACGUCCAGAACAGCAAUGGCCGCCCCUACAAGGAAGCCUACAGCAUGCUGAAGUCAUUAAUGGAAGGCAGAUUAUGAAUCAAAACAUUCAAUUAGACGAUGAAGACGACGACGACGAGGACGAUGAAGGCGAUACUGAGGAAGAAGAUGAAGGUGGUGGAUGUUUUCAAGUCGUAGCAAGUAAACCACCACCAACUUCACUCGGCAUUAAUGGUGACUGACUGAGUCAUCUGAUCGAGUUAGCAAUUCAAGAAUCCAAAACAUGAAUAUGUUUUUACCGCGCAAGACAUGCAAAAAGGAAGACGAAGCUUUUCUUAAAAUAUGUUUUACUGGCGGAUCAUCGAUCGAUUGAGGACAAAACGAGUGGAUGAAGAUGUGCACGAUGGAAAAUACAGGUUUUUUCUGUCUAACUCGGUAUGAAUGACAGUUGUUUCUUCUUUAAUUUAUGCCCAUACACACAUGGGUUCCAUUCUAUAGUGGGGUUGAUGAGCAUUUGUUUUUUAUUUUUUUGUGAAGAAAGAAAUAUUUGUUAAUUAAUUUUGUUACACACUGCAUAAACAAAUAGAAUAAAUUAUUGUUUGUAAUUUAGUUUGUGUCCAUUAGGGGAUAUUUCACACAAGAAAAAUAAACAAAUUAGUGCUGUAUCUUUCUUUGUGUUUAUUGGGUGUAAAUGAGAGAAUUGGGUUUAGUGUUCGUCUUUA
Molecule: messenger RNA, 2525 nt
Organism: Mercurialis annua (annual mercury)
Lineage: Eukaryota; Viridiplantae; Streptophyta; Magnoliopsida; Malpighiales; Euphorbiaceae
Product: trihelix transcription factor DF1-like
Exons: 2
Coding region: 120-2045 (641 amino acids)
Source: RefSeq, a predicted model, not a curated record